CCGUCUUCCGCAACACAAACCUGGGGGUAAUCUAUGAGUACAUGGAGAAAGGGAAUUUAGAAGAGAAUCUGUCAGGUUUGAAUGCAAACAGUGUUUUGAGUUGGAUAGGAAGACUUCGUAUAGCACUUGAUGCAGCACAAGGGUUGGAGUAUCUGCAUAAUGGUUGCAAGCCCCCAAUAGUCCACAGAGAUGUUAAAUCCACAAACAUUUUAUUAAAUGAAGACUUCCAGGCCAAACUAGCCGAUUUCAGGCUGUCGAAAACUUUUACGGUGGAAGGUGGCACUCAGAUAUCAGCAUCCAUUGCUGGCACCCCUGGCUACCUUGAUCCCGAGUGUUACAUGUCGAACCGGUUAACGGAGAAGAGCGAUGUUUAUAGCUUCGGGAUCGUUCUUUUGGAGAUAAUAACGAGCCGACCUGUAGUUGCAGUAACUAACAAUGAGAGGACUCACAUAAGUCAAUGGGUGAAUUCGAUGUUGCCGAUGGGUGACAUCAGGAACAUAGUUGAUCCAAGACUACAAGGAGAUUUCGAUGUUAAUAGUGCAUGGAAAGCUGUAGAAGUAGCAAUGGCUUGCUUGUCUCCAACUGGUGCAAGAAGGCCGACCAUGGAUCAGGUGGUAACGGAAUUAAACGAGUGUUUGUCUGAUGAAAGAGCUAGGAACAGGAGGCACCAUGAAGACGAAUCGCUGCGCUCGGUUCCUUUCGUGACCAUGAAUUUGGACCCCGAAUCAACUCCUCUAGCCAGGUGA
Hibiscus syriacus is the source of this 746-nucleotide messenger RNA. Its product is annotated as receptor-like protein kinase At3g21340. The annotation marks the transcript as partial. The transcript has 4 exons. Gene Ontology annotation, molecular function: ATP binding; protein kinase activity. Gene Ontology annotation, biological process: protein phosphorylation. Lineage: Eukaryota; Viridiplantae; Streptophyta; Magnoliopsida; Malvales; Malvaceae. The record is from RefSeq and is a predicted model, not a curated record.